AUGUUUACUUCACAUAUUUUGUUCAUGCGGAGUAAUUGGCCUAUUUGGAACGCAUUCAUGUCGCCAGUGGCGUCUCCAAGGCCGUUGGUAAGCGAUAUCAGUGGCUGCGGCUACCAUCUAGCGACAAUGCUGGGUCUUCUGCCAGCGCAGGUCAUCAACGUCUACCUCGGUUCUACACUGCGGUCCAUGCACGACGUACUCCACGAGUCGCACGUGACUGGAUACAUUGUCUUCGCCUUUCAGAUACUGAUCGGCAUAACCCUCAUGGUAUGGGUGGUGCAAAAAGCGCGGAAGGAGCUCACGAUAGCCAUCAUGCAGGCGGAGCUCGGCCGUGAGACGAUAUCCACGUCGAGCAGCUCUUCUAUCAGCUAG
Molecule: messenger RNA, 372 nt
Organism: Arctia plantaginis
Lineage: Eukaryota; Metazoa; Arthropoda; Insecta; Lepidoptera; Erebidae
Source: the annotation of a GenBank genome assembly